This is a messenger RNA of Paraphaeosphaeria sporulosa, 1707 nucleotides long. RefSeq lists its product as uncharacterized. The record is from RefSeq and is a predicted model, not a curated record. The transcript is spliced from 4 exons. Gene Ontology annotation, molecular function: zinc ion binding; transcription cis-regulatory region binding; DNA-binding transcription factor activity, RNA polymerase II-specific. NCBI's taxonomy places the organism in Eukaryota, Fungi, Ascomycota, Dothideomycetes, Pleosporales, Didymosphaeriaceae. Bases 1 to 1707 code for a protein of 568 amino acids. Gene Ontology annotation, biological process: positive regulation of transcription by RNA polymerase II. Gene Ontology annotation, cellular component: nucleus.
AUGAACGCGCCCAUAGCGAAGAGUAAUUGCUGGACGUGCAAAGAACGCAAAGUUGGCUGUGAUCGCGCCCUGCCACACUGUGCUAAUUGUACCCGCGCGAAGAGGGAAUGUAAAGGCUACGGCUUAAAGCUUGCAUGGCCCGAUAAGUAUGAUGGGCGGAGGAAGCAAAAGAAAUAUCAAGCGGACCCCGACAACAGUGCGACCAACUAUGUGACCAAGUUUGGCGAAUUCUCCUUCCUUAAUACCGGCAAUGGGGAUGUCGAAGGGCAGAAAUACACUGUACGAGAUCUGGCCGCGAGAGGCUGUCCGGCAAUCGAUUUUGGCGUGUCGAGAAGCGUGUCGAGAAGCGUGUCGCCGGGCCUACAUGUCUGGAAACUGGAUUUGUGUGAGCGGGAGGGAUCGCUUUUAUCUUAUUUCCGAGGUUGUUCGUUUAAUUACCCAUUGGCUUCUGAGCGAUACCAAAGUGGAUCGACGUUGACAGAAUCUUUGAUAGACGACUCGGUAGUUGCCCGGAUGAUUACAACGAUUGACGAUAGUACGAACGGUUUUCGACUCCAGAUAAUGCCUAUGGCAUUAACGUCGACAGACGCAUCCGCAACAAGCCUUCUACAGGCCACAUUAGCUUUGGCGUCUUUCCAUUUAGGAAGUCGCGAAGAGGCCCUUACCCACAAAGUCAAGGCUAUCAAGGCGCUUGCGGAGAGUAUCCACUGUGCGUCGCCUCUGGAUGAAAGGAGUCGCCAGACACAGUUCGCGUCGUGUUUGAUGCUUUGUGUAUAUAGUGUCUUUGACACCUCCGACACAAGCUGGUACACCCAUCUCCAAGGCGCCCGCAACGUCAUCAACAGCUGUCGCUCGGCCAUUGCUGCGCACCAGCACGGAUGUAAUCCUUUCCUGGAGGAAUGGUACGAAUAUCACAAUACUUUCUCAGCGUUCACCUACCCAUACCAAUUUGAAACGCCGACACCAUCCAUCCGUGACAUUUUGAUUCCCGAGAGUCUCGCCAAUGAUCGAAGAGUACGUGGAUUUCGCAAUUCGAGCUACGUGCGCCAUGUCGAGACUGACACUGAAGAUAAGAUCGUUGGUCUGCUGGGAUGUUCGACUGAGCUGUUACGGUUGAUAUCGUGCAUCAACCAGUUGCGUACUCUCCUCCUGGGAAUGUGUCCAUCUGAGUCCGAUAUGAUGGCGCUGGCUGUCCAUAUCCGGCUGCGUUUGCUCAAUUUGCGCCAAGAAAUAUUCGUCUACCCCGAUGAGACUUCCGGUCGCAUUUCGCACACACGUAUCCACCGCACGGCAGAGUUCUACCGUGUUGCAGCCAUGCUGUACUUGUAUGAUACGUACCCGGCCGCUGCUCCAUCUUCUUCUACGUCAAGUUCGUCAGAUUCGCCGCUUCCAUUCCCAAGCGUCCCCGAACUCGUUAGCCAGGCUUUCAUGCUGCUUGAUCAGAUGGAAGUGUGUAGUUCGCCUUGGCCACUGUUUGUGGUUGCCUGUAAUGUGACAGAGGACAGGGAUCGCAUUGAAAUCAUGAGAAUAUUCGAAGAAGCGUCCCAGAUUCGAAAAGUUGGAAAUUAUGACGUUAUCAUGGGCUUGGUGAAAACAGUGUGGAGUAGAGUGGAUCUGAGAACUGACGAUGGAAGGGACGGAAAUACAAAGAUAUCGGACUGGCGGGAGCUGAUCGACGAAAAGACGGGCAUGCCUUCCUUCAUAUGA